CAGAAGAAGAAAAAAAAGUGGGUCAAACGUUAUUAUAAGUAGUAAAACCGAGUCCACGAAAGACGCGCAAUCCCCCGUAGCCACACCACAGAACAGGAGCAAGAAGAAGCAGGUCAUCGAGAAUGAGCGGAGGCGCUGGACAGGUGGUUUGCGUGACCGGUGCUUCCGGUUACAUCGCUUCAUGGAUCGUCAAGUUUCUCCUCCGUGGCGGUUACACCGUUAAGGCCACUGUUCGCAACUUAAAUGAUCCCCAAAAGACACACCACUUGGUUAGCCUCGAAGGUGCUAAGGAGAGACUCCACCUCUGCACUGCGAAUCUUCUAGAAGAAGGCUCCUUCGACUCUGUCGUUCAAGGUUGUCAUGCCGUCUUUCACACUGCUUCCCCCUUUUAUCAUGAUGUCAAGGACCCCCAGGCUGAAUUGUUAGACCCAGCUGUGAAGGGAACUCUCAAUGUUCUGAAGUCGUGUGUGAAGUCACCGACGCUGAAACGCGUUGUUUUAACUUCUUCUAUUGCUGCAGUUUCAUACAAUGGAAAGCCUCGAACUCCCGAUGUAGUCGUUGACGAGACUUGGUUUUCCAACCCGGAUUUCUGUAGGGAAUCACAGAUGUGGUAUCCACUUUCAAAGACUUUGGCUGAAGAAGCUGCCUGGAAAUUCGCAAAAGAAAACAACAUUGACAUGGUUACUAUUAACCCAACAAUGGUGAUAGGACCUCUUUUGCAACCAGUCCUUAACACAAGUGCUGCUGCAAUUUUGAAAUUAAUUAAUGGUGCACAAACAUUUCCAAACGCAACUUUUGGAUGGGUCAAUGUGAAAGAUGUUGCAAAUGCUCAUAUUCAAGCAUAUGAGAGUGCUUCAGCUAAUGGAAGAUAUUGUUUGUGUGAAAAAGUGGCACAUCACUCAGAAAUUGUGAAAAUUUUACGGGAUUUGUACCCGGCAUUGCAACUACCAGAGAAGUGCGCAGAUGAUAAGCCACAUGUGCCAACAUAUCAGAUUUCCAAAGAAAAGGCAAAGAGUUUGGGGAUUGAAUUUAUUCCUUUGGAAGUAAGCCUCAAGGAGACUGUGGAAAGCCUUAAAGAAAAGAAGUUAACCAACUUUUAAUUUGUGAUAGGGAAACUUGUUUAGUUGGUGUUGUGAUUUUGAUGCUUGUGCUUAUGAAUAAACUUCCUAGAAAUCUGUUUUGAUACAAGUUUAGAAACGCUUUUGAAAGCUUUUUUAUUGAAAAAAGUCUUAUAUUUCAAUAGCGAAGUUCUCAAAAGAGUUUCUAACUUUUAUCCAAACAAACUUUAAAUAUAAGACUUAAAUCAAAACUGGUAGAAGUACUCAAAUAAGCCAUUAUUGCUCUGGUUUGUACUAGUGACAAUUAUGUUUCAAGCAUAAGGUCCUGGUAUAAUUUGCAUUAUAGUCUAUCCUUAUUAUAUUAUAUUAGCGGAGUUGAGGUUA
Messenger RNA from Cajanus cajan (pigeon pea), 1442 nucleotides. RefSeq names its product cinnamoyl-CoA reductase CAD2. The record is from RefSeq and is a predicted model, not a curated record. Gene Ontology annotation, molecular function: oxidoreductase activity, acting on the CH-OH group of donors, NAD or NADP as acceptor. NCBI's taxonomy places the organism in Eukaryota, Viridiplantae, Streptophyta, Magnoliopsida, Fabales, Fabaceae.